Molecule: messenger RNA, 4383 nt
Organism: Vicia villosa (hairy vetch)
Lineage: Eukaryota; Viridiplantae; Streptophyta; Magnoliopsida; Fabales; Fabaceae
Product: auxin response factor 19-like
Exons: 14
Coding region: 540-3974 (1144 amino acids)
Biological process (GO): regulation of DNA-templated transcription; response to hormone
Cellular component (GO): nucleus
Molecular function (GO): protein binding; DNA binding
Source: RefSeq, a predicted model, not a curated record
UUAAGCAAAGUUAAUGAUACUACUACCACCACCACCAUGUGUUUCUAUUUUAACCAUAUUUCAUUUCAUUUCAACUCACAGCUUUGCUCAGUUUACAAACACAAACAAAAAAACCUGUCUUGUUCUUCUCUCUUCUUUGAUCCCAACACCUACUUUCUUAAUCUCCACAAAAAACACUACUUACCUACCCAAAGGUUUUGCUGAUGUGGAUGCUUUAACCUGAAAGUUUACUUUUUUGUGGCGUUUGGGGCUCCCCAACUACGACAAGGCAUUUAUACUGUGUGGCUUAAAUCCUUAAACUUUGUUUGUUCCUGGUUGUGGAGUUAGCAAUUAGUUGCAUUUGAGGAAAAAGGGUAAAAGGGUCAACUUUUUGUUGAUUCUAUUGGAUAUUAGUGUUUGGAGAUUCUUCAACUUGUGAAUUGUAGUUAGUGUUGUCUUGUUGUGUGGGAAAAUUGGGGUUAUGAAGGUUAAAUCUUGUUGGUAGAAAAGGGUAGGGGUUGAAUUUGUUUGAAUCUUGUUUGGAGUUUUCUUAGGUUGUAAUGAAGGCUCCACCUAAUGGUCACUUGCCUAGUUCUGGAGAAGGAGAAAGGAAGACGAUCAAUUCAGAGUUAUGGCAUGCUUGUGCUGGACCUUUGGUUUCUUUGCCACCUGUUGGAAGUCUUGUGGUUUACUUCCCUCAAGGACACAGCGAGCAAGUUGCAGCUUCCAUGCAAAAGCAGACCGACUUCAUACCUAGUUACCCUAACCUUCCAUCCAAGUUGAUUUGCAUGCUUCACAAUGUUGCCCUGCAUGCUGAUCCUGAAACUGACGAAGUCUAUGCACAGAUGACCCUUCAACCUGUAACCAAAUAUGACAAGGAAGCAAUACUGGCAUCAGACUUUGGCCUCAAACAAAACCGUCAACCGACCGAAUUCUUUUGCAAGACUCUAACGGCAAGCGACACAAGCACUCAUGGUGGAUUUUCUGUUCCUCGUAGAGCAGCUGAAAAAAUAUUCCCACCUUUGGAUUUUUCAAUGCAACCUCCCGCUCAGGAGCUUGUUGCUAAAGAUUUGCAUGACAAUUCGUGGGCAUUUAGACAUAUUUAUCGGGGACAACCAAAGAGACACUUAUUGACUACUGGUUGGAGUGUAUUUAUCAGCACAAAAAGACUUUUCGCCGGAGAUUCCGUUCUUUUUAUCAGAGAUGAAAAGCAGCAACUUCUUUUAGGUUUGCGGCGCGCUAAUAGACAGCAGCCAGCACUUUCUUCGUCGGUGAUAUCCAGCGACAGUAUGCAUAUUGGCAUUUUAGCUGCUGCAGCUCAUGCUGCUGCAAAUAACAGUCCAUUUACUAUAUAUUACAAUCCAAGGGCCAGCCCCUCUGAAUUUGUUAUUCCGUUGGCCAAGUAUAACAAAGCCAUGUACGCUCAAGUUUCUCUUGGAAUGAGAUUUAGAAUGAUGUUUGAAACAGAGGAGUCUGGAGUACGUAGAUAUAUGGGUACAGUUACUGGAAUUAGUGACUUGGAUCCUGUCCGAUGGAAAAAUUCACAAUGGCGCAAUCUUCAGAUUGGAUGGGAUGAAUCGACAGCUGGUGAACGCCCAAGCAGAGUUUCGAUUUGGGAUGUUGAGCCAGUAGUGACUCCUUUCUAUAUUUGUCCGCCUCCAUUUUUCAGGCAAAAGUUCCCAAGGCAACCUGGAAUGCCAGAUGAUGAGUCCGAUGUAGAAAAUGCUUUCAAGAGAGCUAUGCCCUGGCUUGGAGACGAAUUCGGCAUGAAGGACGCCUCAAGUUCAGGCUUCCCUGGUUUGAGUUUAGUGCAAUGGAUGAGCAUGCAGCAGAAUAAUCAGUUUUCAGGUGGUCAAUCAGGAUGUUUUCCACCCAUGCUCUCAUCCAAUACUCUCCAUGGUAAUCUUAGCACCGACGACCCAUCCAAAUUAUUAAGUUUUCAAACUCCACUCCUCUCUGCGCCAAAUCAUCAAUUUAACAAACCUAAUUUACCUAAUCAAAUCAAUCAAUUGCAACAAUCCCCAGCAUCAUGGCCUCAGCAGCAACAGCAACAACAACAGUUACCGCAACAACAACAACAACAGUUACAGCAGCAGCAGCAACAACAACAACAGCACUUACAGCAGCAGCAGCACCAACAACUGCAGCAGCACCAACACCAGCAGCUACAGUCAUUGUCACAAAUACCAAUGAACCAGUUUCAGCAGCAGAGGCAACAGCAGCUACCUGAAUCACAAAGCUUGACACUGCUACAGCAACAGAUGACUCAGCAGCUGGGACAGCAGUCGCAGAAACAGCCACAGUCAUCUCAACAUGCUAUUAUGAAUAAUGGUGUAAUUGCUUCUAACCAGAUUUCAAAUCAGUUUGCCCAGCAACCGGUAACUUACGCUCAGCUUCAGCAACAACAAUUACUCUCAGGAGGUAUGCCACUCCAGCAAAGUAUCCAAUCAGUCAGUAAGAAUACAUUCCCAGUGACAACAUCCUUACCACAAGACUCACAAUUUCAGCAACAGAUAGACCAACAAGCGAGUCUCUUACAAAGGCAGCAGCAACAGACACAGUUACAACAAUCUCCACUGCAGGUAUUGCAACAAAGCCAACAACAGAGGGUGACACCAAAUCUGCCUGUGGCUCAAAUGUCUCAACAAAACACCUCAGAGCAACAAUUGCAGCUACAGUUUUUGCACAAAUUGCAGCAGCAGCAGCAGCAGCAACAACAACAAUUUCUUUCGACGUCUAGCCCACUUUUGCAAUCUCAGUUUCUACAACAAAAUACUCACCAACUAAGUCAGCAAUUACCACAGCUUCCUACAUCCCAACAACAUACUCAACAGCUUGGCAUUAAUGCAUUUUCAACAGAGAAGCUUCUUAACAGCAACAAUCUGUCUUCUUCAUCACAUAUGCAAUCACAACAGGUUUCUGUGAAUCAAACCCUGAAUAUGCAGAAGCCACUCACAAUUACUAGAGUUCCCUCUACUCUUACAGAUGGAGAGGCUCCAUCAUGCUCAACUUCACCAUCUACUAAUAACUGCCAGAUAUCUCAACCAAACAGCCUCAAAAGAAAUCAACAAGUACCAACUACAAUUGGCGGGAUCUUGGUAGCAGAGCCUACCAGUAAUCUGAUACAGGACCUUCAGAGUAAGUCUGACAUGCACAUCAAACACGAGUUCUCGAAUGUAAAAGGAUCUGACCAGCUAAAAUAUAAAGGCAUAACUACUGAUCAGCUGGAAGCUUCUUCUGGAACAUCUUAUUGUAUGGAUCCUGGCAAUGUUCAGCAGAGUUUGCCACUAUCCAACUUCUGCAUGGAAGGCGACGUCCAAUCAAACCCUAGAAACAAUCUGACAUUUGACUCUAAUCUUGAUGGUUUAAUGUCUGAUACUAUGCUUUCGAGGGGUUAUGAUUCUCAAAAAGAUCUUCAAAAUUUGUUGUCUAAUUACGGUGGUGCUCCAAGAGACAUUGAAACCGAGCUGUCCACUGCUGACAUCAGCUCACAGUCGUUUGGAUUGCCUGACACACUUUUUAAGCCUGGUUGCUCAAAUGAUGUUGGCAUUAAUGAUACUUCUGGGGUUUUGAACAAUGGCUUGCGGGCAAACCAAACUCAACGAAUGCGAACAUAUACUAAGGUUCAAAAGCGUGGCUCUGUUGGAAGAUGUAUUGACGUCACCCGUUACAAGGGGUAUGAUGAACUCCGGUAUGAUUUGGCAAGAAUGUUCGGGAUUGAAGGACAACUAGAAGAUCCUCAAAGGACUGACUGGAAAUUAGUAUAUGUAGAUCAUGAAAAUGACAUUCUUCUUGUUGGAGAUGACCCUUGGGAGGAAUUUGUAAGUUGUGUUCAAAGUAUAAAGAUAUUGUCAUCUGCUGAGGUGCAGCAAAUGAGCUUGGAUGGUGAUUUAGGUAAUGUUACAAUCCCAAAUCAAGCAUCCAGUGGAGCAGAUAGUGGCAAUGCAUGGAGGGGACAAUAUGAUGAUAACUCUGCAGCCUCAUUCAAUAGGUGAUGAGGAUAUCAAAUACUGACGUUUUGUAGCAGUAAACUUAUUCAUUGAGUGGUGGAAAACCAAUUUGAACCUUUAAAAUCUCUUGUUGGCAUUUCUACCACGCAUCUCAAAUAGGAAGGAAACUUUGUUUCUGCCAUUACACGGCAAGAAGCUUAAUUUCGCCUAGUUUAGAUCUUAAUGUUAAUGUCACAUGAUCCUACUCUGGAAUCCGCUUUCUUUUGAAUUCUGGAUUAGGAGUUUUGUUUUCUAUUUCACUUUUUUGCAUGGAACAACAGUAUAGGCUGCUACUUACGACUGUAUAAUAUGAUGGUUCUAGUGAGAUUAUUUUUUACUUGCCUCCCUAUGUAAAGUUUGUGAUGAUUAAAGUUAUUAUAUAAGGAAAUGAAGAAUCCAGUGAUUAUUGGAACAA